AUGCAACCAUAUUACUAUCAAACUACCACCUAAACAUAUCCCUAAUAAUUUUCCACCAAUACAUAGAAUCUCAUACUAAUUCCUACAGUUUACGGGAACUAAAAUCAGUGCUCUUGCAUAUGUAGCUGCUAAGAAAAGCAAAUUCCAUCAAAUAAUUCCUUCAAUAGUUUUAUUAUUGGACAAAUAAACGAAAAUUCAAUCACUACGGAAAAAUCUAAUAAUGGAAUAAGUGAAGGCGGAAGAUAAAAAGAUAACAAUGUAAUAACUCUGAAUAUGAGUUUGGAUACUAUAAAUGAAAGCAAUGAAUUAGAAUAUAUUCGACACAAGCUUUGCAUUUCUGAUUCAAUCCCCAUCGAAAUAUCAGAUCCAGAUGAGUCUAUUAAAGAAAUGAUACCUAAAGGAAUGGUAAUCCCAAAGAUCGAAUGUUACCGACAUAUAAGAAUAUAUAAACCCUAGAGAAAAAGAUGGUAGUCGUAGUUCCUGUGUAAGUUCGAAAAUUGCAAUUCUAUUAUCAAAAAGUGGGGAAACUUAUUCGAUCAUCUACGAGCCCAUGUCAACGAGAGACCCUACAAAUGCCCAGUAGAUGGUUGUGAUAGAGCAUUUACUUAGAAGAGCAAUUUAGAGAAGCAUAUGAAAACUCACAGAAGAUGCUACUUGAGAUGCGGAGAAUGCAAGUAGAUUUUUACCAAGCACAAAAUUAUAAGGCAUUUCUUGUCUGUGCAUUAAGAAGAAAAAUUGGAAAAUGAAGUGCCAAGAAAAAGUAUGAAUGAUCAUGAAACACUAAAAUCACUUUAGGAAGUAAAAAAUACCUCUAAAGAUGAAAACUAUGAAAUAAAUGAUGGGUAAAUUCAGUUUGAAAAAAAAAAUUCAAGAAUAUUCAAGUAGUGA
Molecule: messenger RNA, 888 nt
Organism: Stylonychia lemnae
Lineage: Eukaryota; Ciliophora; Spirotrichea; Sporadotrichida; Oxytrichidae
Source: the annotation of a GenBank genome assembly